Aureobasidium uvarum is the source of this 468-nucleotide messenger RNA. The record is from the annotation of a GenBank genome assembly. Lineage: Eukaryota; Fungi; Ascomycota; Dothideomycetes; Dothideales; Saccotheciaceae.
AUGUCUUCCAACCAGUCCAACAUGGCGUCCAACACGCACGGCAGUCUCACCCUCACCGCCUCGCAAGCGGGGCCUACCACUCUCCGUCUCAGGGCCGAGGCCGAGCCGUCCGAACGCCGUCCUCGCAUUCAGUGGGCCGAAGAUGUGAUUGACAAUGAAGGCAUGGGAAAGAAGAGUUCAAAAGUAUGCUGUAUCUACCACAAGCCACGUGAGGCUGGCGAAUCUUCCGACGAAGACUCUUCCUCGUCUUCUUCCUCCGACUCGGACAGUGAGCCCGAUACCAGCAGGGCCCAGCCUGCAAAUCGUCGUCGCAACCAGCCCCACCAACACCCAACCGGCCCAUGCGACCAUGACAACACUGACCCUUCCCACUCGCACGGCUCCGCCAAGGGCAAGCAAAAGGCUCGCAAGCCCAGUCCCAAUGCCUAUGAAAGAGUUCCCAAAAGGAAGACUCCCAAGAAGGACUGA